AUGUCAACCAAGAAGUUCCAAGCAGCCGCCGUGGGUCUCGGCCGCAUGGGCAAGCGCCACGCCCUCAACUUCCACCAAAACGUGCCCCGCGCGACCCUCGUCACCGUCUACACGUCUUACGACGAUAUGCUUGCCCACAAGGGGCUCGAGGCCGUCUUUCUGACCUCGGUGACCUCUAUCCACGCCAAACACUGCGGCUUCUCCUGCCGCGACGCCCACAAAAAGAUGCAACAAGGCCUCAUUGACCGGCCCCCCGCCAUUCUCCACAGCCAGACACGCGACGUCCUCAACCCGUCGGGCUUCUUCGCUGCCUACGCCCAGUUCUCGGGCGGCAUCUUUGUCAACUGCAGCACCCACGAUAUUGACCUCUCGCUUUGGUUCUUGGACUAG
Messenger RNA from Colletotrichum orchidophilum, 390 nucleotides. RefSeq names its product myo-inositol 2-dehydrogenase. The coding region runs from base 1 to 390 and encodes 129 amino acids. NCBI's taxonomy places the organism in Eukaryota, Fungi, Ascomycota, Sordariomycetes, Glomerellales, Glomerellaceae. The transcript has 2 exons. The record is from RefSeq and is a predicted model, not a curated record.